This is a messenger RNA of Mesocricetus auratus (golden hamster), 3296 nucleotides long. RefSeq names its product cilia and flagella associated protein 91 (gene Cfap91). The transcript has 17 exons. The record is from RefSeq and is a predicted model, not a curated record. Lineage: Eukaryota; Metazoa; Chordata; Mammalia; Rodentia; Cricetidae. The coding region runs from base 657 to 2984 and encodes 775 amino acids.
UCAGAAGCAGAGUCCACUACGCAUGCGCCAAAGUGUCUGCAUCAGCUCUAACCCCGAGAGCAGCCGCCUGGAGACAGACUUCCAAUUACUGAUGGCCUGUCUCUGAAGCUCUUGGUUACUGCACCAAGGCACAGCAUUUAGGAGCUUGGAUUCCUGGAUCCUGUGGAAAGGGGUUUUCAGAAAUGAAAGUACCCGAUUCUUCUACAAGGUUACCGGACCUCCUAGGGAUCUCCAAAAGACUGGUGGCGAGGGCUGUCACUAGCAAAUUGCUCUUGGUUUUCUAGGGUAGCCCUUUCCCCAGCACUUGACGUGGUCCCUAGUAGGGAGGAAGCGAGGCCAUCCUCCCCCUAGCCUCCUUUCCUAGCCCUACUUCUUUCCCUUUUCUCUAGCCUCCUUCCUUCCAGUUCCCAGCUCUUCAGGGCGCCCGGCAUCCCACCUCUUCAUCCUGCCACGUUUGGCCACCUUGCGUCACCACAUCCACCAUGCCACUCGGUUUUGCCUUUUCAAGCUGCCUUUCUAGGCUCUGCCCCGCCUCCUGAAACUCGCCCCGCCCCUUAUCUACGCGUGUACAUCUGACGUUGCCAUAGCUACGGUGCACCCAGCUACCAAGCCUCCCAUAGCUGGUGUUCUGCUGGCAGGAGGAAAGAGACAGCACCAUGAGCCACAUAGUGACUAUCCAGGAGCCCAAGACCAACCUUCAGCGGUUCCCCUACCAUUGCAGGAGGUCGAGGACCAAAGGCACCGUCGUCAGUCGAACAUACGAUUUCUUGUACGACCCGUUAUUUAUCGUGUCGAGUGAGCGAGACCAUGCACAGGCAAAUAUCCAAGCCACCCUGAUUCGAAGCAGACUGAAAAAAGUUCCCAACUUUAGGUCCAUGUUCAGUAACCUGUGCCAUCAUCCAAGAUAUUCUAUGUAUUGGAGCAAGUCAGAUCCUGUCCCAUCGUGUGUCAAUCGGGAAUGGAGGGGGCAAGAAGCCAAACACAAAGAAGCCCUUCGACUCCACGCUGCAAUGGAUGCUUCUUUCCCGAUGCCCAAGGAAGAGUACGAAGAUCCAGAGGUUUCUGGAAGGAAUCGCUAUAAAUUCUUUGACAGACCCUUCCUUCCAUUUCUUCAACAGAUGCCACUCAAUGUUGUUUUAACAACAUCCAAGCAAGAAACAUUUGCUUUUCCUCCUGAAACUUCCAAGUAUGCGGUCAUCCCGUCAAAGUCUACUGUGGGCACUCAGACGGAUUACAGGGAUGCAGAUGUGCAAACAGAUCCGUACUCUCCAGAGUAUGUCGUGUGUCAAGACACUAUUCCUGAGCUCUUGACCCUGGCUAACCUGACGUGGGGCCGAGGUCUCCCAGCAGGACAAGCCGAGGUGGAGAUGAUAGAACGGGCCCGGGAGAAGCGUGCUUGGGAAGCCACUCUGCCCCCACUGAGCGACAGCUUCCAGUUUGAGAAGAGGAGGAAGAUGAUGAAUGCCAUGGAGCGGAAGGAGUGGGCCUUCCGAGAGGGAGAGAUUGAAAAACUGCAGGACCUGCGACUGGAGGUUCUGAAACAGCUGCUGAAGAGGCGCGAGGAGAACCAGAACGAGAUGGACAUGAGGCACCUAAACGCCCAGUGGUGUAGACUGCAGGAGGCCAAGGAGGCAAAAAUGGCGCAGAUCCAGCACACACACGUGUCAAACAUCAGAAAACUCGUAAGAAAAGGGAAGAACAUAGAAGGGAAGCUGCAGAGGAGAGACAUCAUCAAGGAGUACUCCGAUUUUGCAUCUCAGGUCUAUGGACCUUUGUCCCGCCUUGGCCGUUUCCCAGACAACAACUCAGAGGACUUUGUGGUCAGAAACCACUAUCUCAACACCUAUGAAGGGUUAGUGGAACUUGAAUCAUGUCUUCCUGAUUUUGUGACACAACCAAGGAUCAAACCUCCAAAGCCCAAAAUCAUUACCACCAAGGCCGGUUUUCUGAAGAGGACAGCAAGGAUGGAUUAUGAGUUGGCAGAGGUUCACAAGAUGCUGCUGGAUAACAAGAAUAAAGUUCUAGAAGGAAAGAAACCUCUGCGAUUCCUGCAAAGGAACCCUCUUCCCCAGGCUCGGCUCCCAACCCCCACACUGGAGGAGAUAAGUUCGUAUGAGGAAGGAGAAAUAGAGAUGGCUGUGAUCUACUUGCAGAAGUUACUCCGGGGCAGAGUUGUACAGAACAUGAUGUUUGAGGGCAAGGAGAAGCGACUCGAGUUGAUCCUGGAGUUGCGCACCAGCCACGCCCUGCAAGAGGAUGACAAGCUAGUGAAGAAAGCAGAGAAGCAAGUGACCCUGGCCCUGCAGCGGCAAAGGAACCUGCACGAGAACAAGGUGUCGGUCAUUGAAAACCAUCUGGGUGACCUGGAAGGACGAGUGCUGGCAGACAUGUUUGACUUUCUGUCCAAAGAGCUGGUGAGAUUGCAGGAGGAGAGGAGGAUCCACGCCUUUGCCAUGCUGGCUGAGCGCCAACGGCGCAUGCGGGAGGCGGAAGAGAGUGGCCGACGGCAGGUGGAGCAGAGGCGCCUGCAGCAAGAGGACCAGAUAUUUAUGGAGGUGAUUAAAGUUCACCAAAGUACGGUAACCUCCUAUCUGGAAGACAUCAUAUUGAACACUGAAGAGAGUACUGCAGAAGAACAAGCCAGAGCAGAAAUCGAGAAAAUCGCUGAGGAAAUCAAUGACAUUGCUUAUGAAAUGGAAAACCGUCGAACAUAUCUUCAGUCAGAGGAAAUUGUUGCCGAGUUGGUUUAUAGUUUUCUCAUCCCAGAGGUACAAAAAACCUUCGUCAAAGAGAAAGUGAGGACUGCGCAGCGGAAGCACAUUCUUGCUGCCCAUCAGAUCAUUCACAGCCACACGGAAUCUGUGAUCCAGAAAAAUGCCAUGAGGGAACAGCUGAGGAGUGAGACACUUGAGCGACAGCAGGAUGAGGACUCAGUCUCUGAUAUGCCAACUGAAGAACAGACUCCAAGCGAGGGAAACAGCUAGGUGAGCCUAAUGUUUCCAUCUGGAAGGGAGCCGCAGAGGAGGAGAAGCAGCUCCAUUCAGUUUGGGGCCCUACUCAACCAAGCGUGUUGUGAAUGGACUGUCCAUUGUUUAAAAAAGAAUGAAGCAUUUCCAUGGAAACUGACUCGUCUCAUCUAGAUUGUGCUACCUAUUGUUGAGUUUAUUAAAAAGCUAGAGUUGGUUCUCUAGCAAUUGGAUUCUUGCUACCUGAAAAAUAAGGCUGUAGGUUAUUUUUUGAGAUGGUUCCUAUUAUAGAAGUAUAUUCCAUCAUGAAUAAAAUCAAAAGUGUACUUA